GCUCGAUUUCUCCGGACAUAUUUUAGCUAAAAUAUACAGGUUAAUUUGUUUUCCAGACGUUGGAAAACAUUUAGCGCCUUGUUAAGGGCACACUGUUUCCCUUAGCAAGUAAAAAUAUUUAAUUCGAGGGAUUUGGUCCCGCGCGGCGAGCUUUCGUCCUCUCCUUCAAGCUUAUAACGAGACGCUAAAACCGUGUCUCUUCUUUUUUUUCUCGAGUUUGUUUAUCGUCAAAAUGUCGCCGUGAUGGGGUCUCCGCGUUUGACAGAAAUGAAUCUGGGCCUUCGCCGCCUGACCCGUACUCAUCGCAGUCCGUUGUCCUCUUCUGUUUUUGUUUUUGAUGCUAGAGAGCUCGGCGGCUCUCUGCCCGCAGCUCGGCCUAAACAGCGCUCACCGCACGGAGACAAACAUGGAGAAAAACCCCAACAGCAGCACCAGCUCCAAGGUUCCGCCUCGUUCAAGCUCCACAGGCCCGCCACCGGGCGAAUCUAAACCGAAAACAGAUGGUAAAAAUAAUGGGGCUUCCAAGCGCUACAGCCGUAAGCGUGAGCCCUCUUUCCCCAAAGCUGACAGUUUCCCCGGCCCUCGCCGCACCAAUUCACAGAAAAGCAAGAAUUUUGACAAGAGACCCCCGCAAAGAGGUGGAGGGCGACAGUGUGGAGUUGCAGGUGGAGGACGACGUGAGGAGGUAGCAGAGACUCACCGGGCCGAGUUUAGCCCAGCACAAUUUUCUGGACCGAAAAAAAUAAGCUUGAACCAUCUGCUAAACUUUACCUUUGAACCCCGCGGUGGUAAUGAUGGCAUCGGAGAAGUCGGCCACUCCUAUUGGGGCCGCAGAAACAAGUGGGGCCACAAGAGUAAGCCCUUCAACAAGGAGCUCUUUCUGCAGGCCAAUUGCCAGUUUGUGGUGACUGAUGACCAGGACUAUAAGGCUCACUUCACUGAUCCAGACACACUGGUCAACUGGGACUGUGUGCAGCAAGUGCGCAUCUACAGUCAUGAGGUGCCGUCUUGCCCAAUCUGCCUCUACCCUCCUGUGACUGCCCGCAUCACUCGGUGUGGACACAUCUUCUGCUGGCCGUGCAUGUUACACUACCUGUCUCUUAGUGACAAGAGCUGGUCCAAGUGCCCCAUCUGCUAUGAGACCGUGCACACGGCUGACCUGAAGAGUGUGGUUGCUAUGGAGACAAAGCAAUAUAUGGUUGGAGAUGUAAUCACCAUGCGCCUGAUGCGGAGAGAGAAGGGGAGUCUGGUAGCUUUGCCAAGCUGUCAGUGGGUGAAGGUGGAGGAACCUGUUUGCCUUGGAGAUGCGUGUUUGAGCCCGUACUCCAAACUACUGCUGACCUCUCCAGCACAGGCCCUAAACCUGGUCUCAGAGGAGAAGGCAAUCCUGCAGGUUCAGCUCAGUCAGGAGGAGGACACCCAGGGCAUUUUCAUUCAGAGCGCACUUUGUCUUUUACAGGAGCGUGAGGAAAUGCUGCUGAAGCAACAAAAGGCAAACACACACUCCCUUGAUUUGUCUUCACUCACCCUGAAAGAACCAUCUUCUCCAGUGGAGAAAGUGUUGACUAAUGUCAGCAGUGCCAAGCCUGUUCUCGAGUACUCUUCGGCUUUUGAUGACAUGGUGGUGGAGGUUACAGAGAAAGCAGCUGCAGAGCUUCCAGAUGUUCCUGAAUCUACCCUGGAGAGUGUCCCUGAGGAGUCCCCUGAGGCUGUGAUGGAUGUUGCCCCAGAGACUCAGGUUGAGGAGGAGAGCUUGGCCAACCAAUCAGAGUCUGCACACGCUUCAACCAGUGUGGUGCAUGGACCGUACUACUAUUUCUACCAAGCUGAUGACUGCCAGCAGAUGUUCCUGCAUCCUGUGAAUGUGCGCUGUCUGUUGCGUGAAUACGGCAGCUUGGAGGCCUGUCCUGACACCAUCACUGCCACAGUAGUGGAGAUAGUUGGACACACCAUCACUGAGGAUGUCCGUCGUAGGAAUCGCUACCUGGCUCACCUGCCGCUCACAUGUGAGUUCAGCAUCUGUGAGUUGGCCCUGGAACCACCAGUCCUGUCCAAAGAAACUCUGGACACUUUUGCAGAUGACUUGGAGAAAAGAAAGCGCCUGAGACAGAAGAAGGCAAGAGAUGAGAAACGCAGAGAGAGAAGAAUUGAAAUUGAGGAGAACAAGAAGCAGGGUAAAUAUCCUGAGGUGCAUAUUGGAUUGGAGAACCUUCAUCAUUUUCCAGCAUUUGGCUCUCCUCCUCACAACAGCAGUCCACCAGUCCAGCCUGAUUUCACUUUAGCCCCCCCAUCACCUCUCAGCACCAGCCCCUCUUCUGAUGGAUGGAGAUUUCCUAGUUUUAGUGUGUCCUUGCCGCCUGUGGCUAGCGUGGAAGAUGAUCCCCACUGCAUGUCGUUUGCACAGAUGCUGAAAGAUGGGAAAGCUCGAGUUGAUGCUGGACCCAGGGUCACCCCAAAGAAAGAUAAGCUGCUUGCCCCCCCAGCGGCAGACAGCGAUGGUGAGAGCGAUGGGUCGGAUCGUGUUCCCGUGCCUAGCUUUCAGAAUUCCUUCAGUCAGGCUUUUGAGAAGGCCCUUCUGCAGCUGGACAGCAGUCCUGCUUCCCUGCCACAGCCUGUGGUUGAACCAGAUGAAAAGGGAGGAAAGAAGAAAAAGAAAAAGCAGAAACUUCUGUUCAGCACAUCCAUGGUUCACACGAAGUAAACGCAGCUGAAGUUCAUUUCUUCACAAUCUUCCAGCUCCUAUUUUGUUUACUUCCAUGACCUUUUUUCUUGGAACCAUGGAAACAGGUUGUAGUGUGUAGCCAAAGUUCAUGCUGCUUUAGUCUGCUUCAUUGGUUUGUUUUUGCCGUUUCCUCAGCAGUUUAAUUUUCUGACAUUCUAGGUCAAAGUUGUUCCCUGUUCCAACCACACUGGAAGCUGUUUAGGUAACUUCUAGUUCAGAUGCAAAACAAAGAAUUAUAAAAAGUUGCUGACUCGACAACAUUUAGUUUUUUUCCCUCCUCUUUAGUAACUGAGAAUUGCAUUCAGGACCUGUUGGUAAUAGGGGCAAAAUUAUUCUAGGGGGCUUCCUACCCAGGUAGCAGUCAGCCAGCUGCAGGUACUUUGCACCUUUGAAUCUUUCCAAACAUACAGAAUUUGCAGCAUCAGCCUAGAAACUUACCUUACAAAUGAGGGUGUUUUUCAGUGUUUAUUGCAGUGUUAACCCUCAAGAUGCUACAUUUUAGAGGUUGCAAAAAUCUGAAUUGUAGUAUUUUGUAUUGCCAUAAAACAUAUUAUACAAGCAAUUGAAACCCACUAUUGUAAUAAACUAUAAGGCUCAACGGAAAACAUUUAACCUCAUUAAACCUGAAACACACUUUACUUUC
Messenger RNA from Nothobranchius furzeri (turquoise killifish), 3365 nucleotides. It is a transcript of the gene rnf10, whose product is annotated as ring finger protein 10. Gene Ontology annotation, biological process: positive regulation of myelination; positive regulation of transcription by RNA polymerase II. Gene Ontology annotation, molecular function: metal ion binding; transcription cis-regulatory region binding. The record is from RefSeq and is a predicted model, not a curated record. NCBI's taxonomy places the organism in Eukaryota, Metazoa, Chordata, Actinopteri, Cyprinodontiformes, Nothobranchiidae.